AGCUAAAUCAAUGGUUUUUCAAUUUUAGGGUUUCUAAAGGUGAAAAUGACUCUAUGUCCACGCACUUUCUGUGCUAGUUCGCCAUGGCAGCCUCUCUUCGCGAGCGACACUCGCCCAGUAAUCCUUUUCGAUGGUGUUUGCAACCUCUGCAAUGGCGGCGUGAAUUUCGUUCUUGACAGGGACCCUCGCGCUCGCCUGCGAUUCGCGGCACUCCAGAGCAACGCAGGGAGGGCUCUGCUCGAGAGAUCUGGACGCUCUCGCGAUGAUAUCUCAAGCAUCGUCCUCGUUGAGAAACAGAGAUCUUACAUCAAGUCGGAAGCAGUGUUGAGAAUCGCCCACUACCUAGACGAGCCAUAUCCAUCACUCGCAACUCUUGCAUUGCUCUUCCCACUCUUUCUCCGAGACCCAACUUACGAUUUGAUCGCCAACAAUCGAUACUCACUCUUUGGACAGACAAAUCACUGCCGAACUUCGGAUGAACAGUUCAAAGAACGCUUCUUAAGCUAAGCCAUUUUAAUCUCUUUGAAGAAUAGAAGAGCUUCUAGACAAAGAAGAACGAACACCUCUCUAUGUACAGAACAAAUCAUUCACUCCAAUAGGUAUAGAAUCUAAAAGGACUUCUUCUUCUUCU
Molecule: messenger RNA, 631 nt
Organism: Selaginella moellendorffii
Lineage: Eukaryota; Viridiplantae; Streptophyta; Lycopodiopsida; Selaginellales; Selaginellaceae
Product: DCC family protein At1g52590, chloroplastic
Exons: 4
Coding region: 46-507 (153 amino acids)
Molecular function (GO): protein-disulfide reductase activity
Source: RefSeq, a predicted model, not a curated record